UGUUUCUCUCACUAAAGCUAUGUCUCCUCAGACACCUGAAGGGAGAGAAAAAAUGACACGUGUGCCUUAUGCUUCUGCAAUAGGGAGUAUUAUGUACGCUAUGCUAUGUACAAGACCUGAUGUCGCACAUGCUCUGAGUGUCACGAGUAGAUAUCAGUCUAAUCCAGGCGAAGAGCACUGGAAGGUCGUAAAAUCAAUCCUUAAGUACUUGAGAAGAACUAAGGAUUUAUUUUUGAUCUAUGGAGGUGGGGAACUGAAACUAGAGGGUUUCACCGACUCUAGUUUUCAGUCUGAUAAAGAUGACUCCAAGUCUAUGUCAGGGUUUAUAUUCACUUUAAAUGGUGGAGCAAUAUGUUGGAAAAGUUCUAAACAAGAAACAGUUGCUGAUUCCACCACAGAAGCUGAAUAUAUUGCUGCAUCAGAUGCUGCAAAAGAAGCUGUUUGGAUAAGGAAUUUCAUUCAAGAGUUGGGUGUCGUUCCUUCAGUUGUUGAUCCAGUACCUAUAUACUGUGAUAACAAUGGAGCUAUUGCGCAAGCUAAAGAACCAAGAUCUCAUCAAAGAUCCAAACACAUUAUGCGAAGAUACCACUUGAUUCGAGAAAUCAUUGGUAGAGGUGAUGUCGUUGUGGAGCGAGUUGCUUCAGCAGAAAAUGUAGCAGAUCCACUUACUAAACCGUUGUCACAAAAGGUAUUCGAAGGACAUCUUGUGAAGAUGGGUCUAAGAUACGCGGGUGAUUGGUGCUAGGGCGAGUGGGAGAUUGAAAGAGUUACACCCGGCGCACCAAUUAGAUUGGUCAUUUUAUUUAUAUGUAAAUUCAAUCUCAUUGGAAUUUAUAUUAAUAAAGGCAUUUAUUUAUCUAAUGUAUUUGUUUUUAAUAACUUAUGCGAUUUAGAUGAAGUCCUUAGACCAUAAAGAGUUAUAAGAUAUGAUCACGCAUAUGAUGGUGAUUAUGAAAUAUGUCUUUAAAGCUUUGGUCUUAAAAUAGUUCCGAGUGAAAUAACUAUUCAAGAAAAGGAUAUUGAAUUGUUGGAAAUAGCUCGCACAUAUGAUACAUACUCAUAAGAUGAGAAUGUUGCGUUUCAUCAACAUUAACGUAGUUGACGUAAGUGUAUAUAUGUGGGUGCUUGUUGGAGAACAAGUACACCGAACUGACCCGAUAGAAAUUCUUAUAUGGAAUUUGUUUUAUCGAAAUAAGAAUUACUAUAUUAUGAUAGUAUACGAUUAGUCCUUUGACUUGAGACACCAUAGUAAUCUUGUAUUAGUUCUAUUUCAUUUUGAUAUAUUUUCUGAUUGCUAGUCAAUCACUAAAGAUUUUAUGUUGGAUGAAAUAUGAACUUAUAUGGAGAUUAAUGAGUGGUCAAUAAAGAAUCUAUUACUUGUGAGACAAGAGAAUUUCCUAUAGUUUUCAUUGUUCAUAACUUGAAGACCUUGGCCAGGGCAUAA
Molecule: messenger RNA, 1444 nt
Organism: Salvia miltiorrhiza (redroot sage)
Lineage: Eukaryota; Viridiplantae; Streptophyta; Magnoliopsida; Lamiales; Lamiaceae
Product: secreted RxLR effector protein 161-like
Exons: 1
Coding region: 20-745 (241 amino acids)
Source: RefSeq, a predicted model, not a curated record